Molecule: messenger RNA, 2043 nt
Organism: Synchiropus splendidus (mandarinfish)
Lineage: Eukaryota; Metazoa; Chordata; Actinopteri; Syngnathiformes; Callionymidae
Gene: ccng2
Product: cyclin G2
Exons: 8
Coding region: 168-1169 (333 amino acids)
Biological process (GO): mitotic cell cycle phase transition; regulation of cyclin-dependent protein serine/threonine kinase activity
Cellular component (GO): nucleus; cyclin-dependent protein kinase holoenzyme complex; cytoplasm
Molecular function (GO): cyclin-dependent protein serine/threonine kinase regulator activity
Source: RefSeq, a predicted model, not a curated record
AUUGGCCGCGGCAGCAUGACGUCAAUGCAUGGGCGUGUGCGUAUCAACAUCAACAAAAGAGAGAAAAGAGAAAGGAGCCUCCGAGAAGGGAUCCGUCCGACUAUAGUAACAGGCGAUAUGUGGAUUUAACUUGACAACACAGUAACAAGAUCAAAGUGCCAGCAGACAUGGAUGCCUAUAAGCUUAUGAAGGAGUUGAGGCAAAAUCAUGACCAAGAGGUUCAUUACCUCCCAAAGGAGACAGGACUCAGCCUCAUCGAGUCUUCAAGUCAGGGCGACUGUCGGAUCUCUGCAAAAUGCAGAGAUGCCAAAGUGGAGGAUCUGUGGAGCCUCAACAGUUUUUUUGGCUACACCACACAGACCUUUGUGUUGGCUGUUAACCUCCUGGACAGGUUCCUGGCUAUGAUGAGGAUUCAGCCAAAGCACCUGUCCUGCGUCAGCCUCAGCUGCCUUCACAUGGCUGCCAAAGAGACAGAGGAAGAGUGCAACCUCACGCCCACCGAUGAGCUCAUCCGAAUUGGGCAGUGUCGCUUCACCGUGUCCGACCUCUUCCGUAUGGAGAAAAUCAUCGCCGAUAAGCUCAACUUCAAGUCCAAAGCCGUCACUGCCUUAACCUUUCUACACCUGUACCAUCGCAUCGCACAGUCGCAUGCUACAGACAGGAAGAAUUCUCUGAAUCUUGAGAAGCUGGAGGCUCAGCUGAAGGCCUGCCUGUGUCGCAUCUCAUUCUCCAAAGCAAAGCCGUCCAUUCUUGCACUGUCUCUUCUGAGACAGGAGAUCCAAACCAUCCAGUCCGAGGACAUGUUGGAAAUAGCCUAUCACAUCCAGAGACACCUGAAGAUUUCCGACAGUGAGUUACUGAUGUGGAGUGAGCGCGUUGCUCGGUGCCUGCGCGACUACGCUUCCCCAGAGUGCAACAAACCCAACCACAAGAGAUUGCAGUGGAUCGUGUCCCGACGAACGGCACAGAACCUGCACAGCAGCUACCGCAGUGUCCCAGAGCUGCCCACCAUCCCAGAGUGCUGCUGGAAUGAGAGCGAGGAUUCAUCAGAGGACGGCAUGAGUUCAGGAGAAGAAUCUCUCAGCAGCUCUUUGGGCAGUGAUGCUGAAGGCCAUUUCUUCCCCGUCCACCUAAGACGCCAAAAACACCGCCAUCACCUCUGCAUCUGACGCUGUGAACACCAGUGUGCCUGGUCUCUACCUUCCCCAUCUUAUCCUCGCCUAUUAAUUUAUUGUCUCUAAUCAACCUCUUUGCCAGUUUAGAAGGACACCAUUGGCCAGACGUCAUUUUUUUUGGUUCUAGAUAACUGCGUGUUUAGAGUCACAUUCCAGAAGAGCAGCUCAAAUCUACACCUCAUGCUGCUGAGUUCAGAGCACAAAUCCUCAGAUCGUAUGGUGCUUUUUUGAAAAGAUGUUUGACUGUUAUUAAGCCUAUUUGUUAAUCCACAAUGAGGCGGUUUACUUAAGUACGGAAGUUAAGAGCAGCAGCAGAAUACUAGAGAGAGCAAGGUUAAAUUCCCAGUGUCACUUAUGGUGAACUUGACCUCUGCAGCCCUGGUAUGACGACAAAAGGUGGAACAACUAAAUUCAGAGCUCAGUCUCGCAGCAGCUGCUCUCACCUCCUGUACUCAUAUUUAAUUUGCACAGUUUGGUUAUUAGUGUUGUGGGUCAGACUGGAGUUGAUGUUUGUAUUGAAGCAUGACAGAGGACAGAAUCGACCCAGAUUUUGCUUAAAUGUAUGGCGAGUGUUCGUGGAUAUAUUUGCGUGUGUGGUACUGGUAUAAAUACUCAAGUUGCCAAUUUUAGGAUGUUGUUUGUGUAUGUGCGUGCGUGUGUUUUACAAAUGUCCAGAGAAUGUUGAAAGGAGCAAAAAAUGACCAUGUGUCAAAAAAAAGUUUAAAAUUGUAGAAAACAUGUUUAUAAAAAGAAUGUAAAAGUGUAAAUGAUGUAAAAAAAAUGUGAAUAGUUCUUGUAGAUAGCAAGUUAUUUAUUGUUAAUGUUACCAAUACUUAAAAAAAACAUUAAAAAGUUUUAUUUUUAUUUA